Messenger RNA from Abrus precatorius (Indian licorice), 441 nucleotides. RefSeq names its product histidine-containing phosphotransfer protein 1-like. NCBI's taxonomy places the organism in Eukaryota, Viridiplantae, Streptophyta, Magnoliopsida, Fabales, Fabaceae. The transcript has 6 exons. Gene Ontology annotation, molecular function: histidine phosphotransfer kinase activity; protein histidine kinase binding. Gene Ontology annotation, cellular component: cytoplasm; nucleus. The coding region runs from base 1 to 441 and encodes 146 amino acids. Gene Ontology annotation, biological process: phosphorelay signal transduction system; phosphorylation; cytokinin-activated signaling pathway. The record is from RefSeq and is a predicted model, not a curated record.
AUGGAUGGUAUGGUUCAGCUGCAGAGGCAAAUUGUUGAUUACACUGCCUCUCUAUUCCACGAGGGCUUUCUAGAUGAUCAAUUUAACCAGCUUCAGCAACUUCAAGAUGAAAGUAACCCGGAUUUUGUAGUUGAAGUGGUGACUCUAUUUUUUGAAGAUGCAGAGAGGCUUAUUAAUGAGCUCACAAUAGCACUAAGCCAGCAAAGCAUUGAUUUUAAAAAAUUGGAUGCUCAUGUUCACCAGUUGAAGGGUAGCAGCUCCAGCAUUGGAGCACAGAGAGUUCACAGAAUCUGCAUUUCCUUCCGAAACUCAUGCGAGGACCAAAACGUUGAAGGGUGUCUUAUGAACUUACAACUGGUGAAACGUGAGUAUUCUUUGGUGAAAAACAAGCUUGAAACACUAUUCAGGAUGGAGCAAAAGCUUUUGGCGGCAGGUGGAUAG